Molecule: messenger RNA, 993 nt
Organism: Sinocyclocheilus grahami
Lineage: Eukaryota; Metazoa; Chordata; Actinopteri; Cypriniformes; Cyprinidae
Product: phosphatidylinositol 4,5-bisphosphate 5-phosphatase A-like
Exons: 9
Coding region: 1-993 (330 amino acids)
Biological process (GO): phosphatidylinositol dephosphorylation; negative regulation of peptidyl-serine phosphorylation
Cellular component (GO): plasma membrane; cytoplasm; ruffle
Molecular function (GO): phosphatidylinositol-3,4,5-trisphosphate 5-phosphatase activity; phosphatidylinositol-4,5-bisphosphate 5-phosphatase activity
Source: RefSeq, a predicted model, not a curated record
AUGUUUAUUUGUGUGGUGUUCUGGUUCGGUGAUCUGAACUUCCGAAUCGAAGGUUAUGACAUUCACGUGGUGAAAAGUGCAAUUGAGAAUGACAAACUGCCUCUACUGUGGGAGAAAGAUCAGCUCAACAUGGCGAAAAAAAGUGAAGCCGUUCUGGAGGGGUUUAUGGAGGGCCCCCUCAAUUUCCCGCCAACCUACAAGUUUGAUGUGGGGACACAUACUUAUGACACGAGUGCAAAAAAGAGGAAGCCUGCAUGGACGGAUCGCAUCUUGUGGCGUCUGCGCAGGACGGGCUCCCCCGUGCCGUCCCAUAAUUCUGCACUACAGUGGGGUUUGACCUCAUGGCUGGGCGGCGCUACCAGAGUUUCCCAGCACUACUACCACAGUCAUAUGGGCUUCACUAUUAGUGAUCACAAGCCGGUGUCCGCUCUCUUCUCUUUGCAUUUUCCCUUUAAGGUGAACUUACCAUUAGUGACACUGGAAGUGGAGAAAGAAUGGACCAAGUUCUCUGAUGCUACAGCCAAACUCACAGUUGUACACGGCUUUCAGAGGAGUUCAUGGGACUGGGUGGGACUGUACAAGGUGGGAUUUAAGCACCACAAGGAUUACGCUGCAUAUGUGUGGGCCAAAUCUGAGCAUUCGACACAGGUGAUGUUUCCUGAGGAGGAUCUGCCUAGAGACCCAGGAGAAUAUAUUCUGGGAUAUUACAGUAACAACACCAACAGCAUCGUGGGAGUGACAGAACCAUUUCAGGUGCAGCUGCCCAUGUCCACGCCGCCGGCACCAGCGUGUCGUACGCACUCUGAGAGUUCUGAUGUCAGUUCUGAAGACGACAGUACGCUGGUCCUGUUGGCCCCCAUCUCUCGUAGCCCCAGCAUGUAUUCUGACAAAAAUGAGGAAAAUGCCAAGAACAGCAUUUUCGCAAGUGCUCUCAAACUUUUGGACCCCAGAGCACAUCUGAGGUUAUGGAUCGACAAACUCAACGACCUCUGA